AUUUUUUUUAAACCAAAAAAACAAAACUCUUUUUUUUUAACUCCAUUCAUUCACUCUCUCCUAGAUCGAGAUAGAGAUCGAGGAUGGGUGACGCAAUCAUCGCCGAUCCUCUUCUGGGCAUCGACCACGAAACAGUCGCAGAGAAGAAGAAACAGAGCAAAAAUCUAAAGCUUGCUCUUUUUCUGCUUCUGAUUCUUGUAGCAACUUCAGGUUAUUAUAGCUUUAGUGAGAAGAUUACAACAGUUUUGUUAUCAAGACAAACAAUUGAUGAUCAUAGUCUUAGCCUUGGAACUGUCAGUGACGUGGUUGAAUCAGAGAAUGGUGUUGUGGCUGCUGACGAUGCUCGAUGCUCCGAGAUUGGUGCCUCUGUUCUUAGAAGAGGCGGUCACGCGGUGGAUGCCGCAGUGGCUAUUACUUUAUGUGUUGGUGUUGUUAAUCCAAUGUCGAGUGGAAUCGGUGGUGGUUCUUUCUUGAUUGUUAGCUCGCAGAAAGAUUCCAAAGUUGAGGCUUUUGACAUGAGAGAAACUGCUCCAUUAGCUGCUUCUAAGGAUAUGUAUAAGAAUGAUGCGAGUGCGAAAUCGUUGGGGGCAUUGUCUAUGGGAGUUCCGGGAGAGAUAGCUGGACUUUACGAGGCUUGGAAACGGUAUGGCCGUCUUCCGUGGAAACCGCUUUUCGAGCCGGCGAUUGAGUUGGCUCGAGGCGGGUUUGUGGUGCAUCCGUAUCUUGGAAAGGCUAUAUCGAGCCACGCUGCGAUGAUACUUAAAGAUCCGGGUUUGCGGAGUGUCUUCUCACGAAAUGGACAGAUUUUGAAACCCGGUGAGACUUGCUAUAACCCGGAGCUAGCUCGGAGUCUUGAGACUAUUUCUGAGCAAGGACCGGGAGCGUUCUACAACGGGACAGUAGGCGAGAAGCUAGUUAACGAUGUGAAAAAGGCGGGAGGGAUCAUAACGAUGGAUGAUCUAAGAAGUUAUAAAGUCCGAGUUACCGAUGCAAUGUCUGCGGAUGUUAUGGGUUAUACGAUUCACGGAAUGCCGCCUCCUUCGGGUGGUACUGUCGGUUUUUCGAUGGUUAUUGAUAUCUUGGAUAGUUAUUCGAACCUUUACACUGCUUCGGGAAGAGAACUCGGGAUGCACCGUUUGAUAGAAGCAAUGAAACAUAUGUUUGCAGCUCGGAUGGAUCUCGGAGACCCUGGGUUCGUUAACAUAACAAACGCUAUGAACCAAAUGCUCUCGAAGACUCACGCGGAAGAAAUCCGAAAGAAGAUUUUCGACAACACGACAUUCCCACCCGAGUACUAUUUGAACCGGUGGAGCCAACUUAGGGACCAAGGGACAAGUCAUUUCUGCAUUGUGGAUGCGGAUCGAAACAGUGUGUCAAUGACCUCAACCGUGAAUUACGGUUUUGGUGCCGGGGUGUUAUCACCUUCCACCGGAAUUGUACUUAACAACGAGAUGGAUGAUUUCUCGGUACCUGCGGAAAUCACUCCCGACAGGCUUCCUCCUGCGCCUACAAAUUUCAUUGAACCAAACAAAAGACCAUUAUCUUCCAUGACACCUCUCGUGAUCACCAAGGAUGGUGAGUUCGUGGCUGCGCUUGGAGGAGCUGGUGGAAUGCAUAUAAUUCCGGCAGUGCUUCAAGUGUUCCUUAAUUGCUUUGUGUUGAAUAUGAAACCUAAACAAGCAGUAGAGAGUGCCAGAAUUUACCAUAGGUUGAUACCGAAUGUUGUUUCCUAUGAGAACUUCACCGCGAUCAAUGGCGAUCACAUAGGGGUUUCAGAAGAUACUAAGAUGUUUCUGGCUGAGAGGGGACAUGAACUCAAAGCAGUAUCAGGUGGAGCUAUUGUUCAACUUAUUGUUCAGAGUUUCAAGGAAGAAAAAGAAGACGAAAUGAUUAUUGAAAUUGGAAGGAAAAUUGGAAAGAAAUCGAAACCAUCCAAGGGCUUACUUACUGCAGUUUGUGAUCCUCGAAAAGAUGGGAAGCCAGCUGCAGUUUGAUUUCCCAUUCUCUAUCAUGUAAAGUUGAUUAAAGUUAUAUGAGCUUCAAUGAUUUGAGUGUGGGAUUAUAUACAGAAGCAAAGUUGUAGUUAAGAUGACAAUGAAAGGAAACAGUGUCA
Arabidopsis arenosa is the source of this 2113-nucleotide messenger RNA. The record is from the annotation of a GenBank genome assembly. Lineage: Eukaryota; Viridiplantae; Streptophyta; Magnoliopsida; Brassicales; Brassicaceae.